UGAGCAUAAGCCCUAAAACUUAUGGCGGUCUCUCAAGCAAGCUUCUUCUCUUCUCAACAACAAUGGAAGCUUCUAUACCCGAACAAGUGAUUCAGCCCCUGCUCCUUGCAUCGGAUUCAUCACACUCUCUAGACGAAUGUUUGCAGUUUCUCAUAGAAGCUUCAAAGACCGAUUCUGGCCGCUCCGAUCUGGCUUCCAAGGCGGAUAUUCUUCCAUCGAUCCUUGCUCUUCUCCAGCUUCUCCCCUAUCCGUCUUCCCGCCAUCAUCUGAACCUCUCUCUGAAGGUCCUCCGAAACCUAUGCGCCGGGGAGACGAGGAACCAGGAGGCUUUCGUGGAUCACAACGGUUCUCUUGUCAUCUCCGAGCUGCUGGAUUCGGCGAUUGGAGAUGCCGAGACUGUUAGGUUCGGAUUGCAGGUCCUGGCGAACGUUGUAGUGAUGGGAGAGAAUCGCCAGAGAGAUGUUUGGCUUCGGUUUUUCCCGGAGAGGUUCUUGGCGAUCGCUAAGGUAAGGAGGCUUGAAACGUGUGAUCCUCUGUGCAUGAUUUUGUAUGUUUGCUUUGAUGGAAGCUCAGAGAUUGCUUCACAGCUCUCCAGCGAUGAAGGACUCAACAUCAUUGCUGAGACUAUGCGGGCGGGUGAGAUUGGGUCUGUUGAAUAUUACUGGCUCAAGCUUCUGGUUUCAAGACUCUGUGUUGAAGGAGAUUGCUUCCCUGGCCUCUUCUCCAAAUUAGCCAACCACAAGGACUCCACAUUUACAUCAGAACACGCUUUUCUAUUGAGUAUGGUGUCUGACAUUGUUAAUGAGCGGUUGAAAGAAGUGUCUAUCCCCAAGGAUACAGCUCAUUUCGUUCUUGGGUUACUCAGCCAAUCGGUUCAAGUUUUUGAUUUUGCUUCGGCUGAAACAUCUGAGCUUCCAACGGGUUCAGCUGUUAUCGACGUAAUGGGUUACUCUCUAGUUGUAAUAAGGGACGCUUGCGCUGGAGGAAGCAUCGAAGAACUUAAAAACGAUUCAGGUGGUGGUAAUGUCGACAUGCUCUUGUCUUCUGGACUGAUAGAGCUUCUCCUCGAUCUGCUUAGAAAACUUGAGCCUCCAACAACAAUAAAGAAGGCUCUAAAGCAGAGUCCUUCUUCUGGAAAGCCUUGUCCUUACAGAGGCUUCAGGAGAGAUAUUGUGGCUGCGAUUGGGAACUGUUCGUACAGAAGGAAAGAGGUACAAGAUGAGAUCAGGGAGAGAGAUGGGCUGUUGUUGAUGCUGCAGCAGUGCGUGACGGACGAUGAGAACCCCUUCUUGAGAGAGUGGGGCUUGUGGUGCGUGAGAAACCUCCUGGAAGGGAACGAAGAGAACCAGAAAGUGGUGGCAGAGUUGGAGAUGCAGGGCUCUGUUGAUGUGCCUCAGCUCCGGGAAAUUGGGCUCAGAGUUGAAAUUGAUCCUCUAACAUCCAGGCCAAAGCUUGUCAAUGAUACCACCUGAAGUUUUAAGUUUAGUUUUUUUCCCACCCAACAACACCCAUGUUAUCAUAUGAUGCUCUGUUAAGUAAAAGCCAGGUUUGGGUUUGGAUCAUCUAAACAAUACACCCUGAGCAGAAACAGCGCCACCUUUAUUUAAUUUAUUAUAGUAGUAUUUACACAAGCAAA
Messenger RNA from Brassica napus (rape), 1636 nucleotides. RefSeq names its product ataxin-10. Gene Ontology annotation, cellular component: cytosol. The record is from RefSeq and is a predicted model, not a curated record. The transcript has 2 exons. Bases 63 to 1472 code for a protein of 469 amino acids. Lineage: Eukaryota; Viridiplantae; Streptophyta; Magnoliopsida; Brassicales; Brassicaceae.